Messenger RNA from Sapajus apella (tufted capuchin), 1015 nucleotides. It is a transcript of the gene IFT22, whose product is annotated as intraflagellar transport 22. NCBI's taxonomy places the organism in Eukaryota, Metazoa, Chordata, Mammalia, Primates, Cebidae. Gene Ontology annotation, cellular component: endomembrane system. The transcript has 5 exons. Gene Ontology annotation, biological process: intracellular protein transport. The record is from RefSeq and is a predicted model, not a curated record. The coding region runs from base 127 to 684 and encodes 185 amino acids. Gene Ontology annotation, molecular function: GTPase activity.
GGCCCAGUCCCGUCGGCCCCUGCGGCCCGCUUGCCGUUGCCGUGGAAACGAAACCGGACAAGGCGCGCUCUGUCCUGGCGCGCCGGUUCCGGUGGGCUCGUGUCAGCUACGCCGCUGUGGAUUACGAUGCUUAAGGCUAAGAUCCUCUUCGUGGGGCCUUGCGAGAGCGGAAAAACUGUUUUGGCCAACUUUCUGACAGAAUCUUCUGACAUCACCGAAUACAGCCCAACCCAAGGAGUGAGGAUCCUGGAAUUCGAGAACCCACAUGUUACCAGCAACAACAAAGGCACAGGCUGUGAAUUCGAGCUGUGGGACUGUGGUGGAGAUCCUAAGUUCGAGUCCUGCUGGCCAGCCCUGAUGAAGGAUGCCCAUGGAGUGGUGAUCGUUUUCAAUGCUGACAUCCCAAGCCACCGGAAGGAAAUGGAAAUGUGGUAUUCCUGUUUCGUCCAGCAGCAGUCCUUACAGGACACACAGUGCAUGCUAAUUGCGCACCACAAACCAGGCUCUGGAGAUGACAAAGGAAGCCUGUCUUUGUCGCCACCCUUGAACAAGCUGAAGCUGGUGCACUCGAACCUGGAGGAUGACCCUGAGGAGAUCCGGAUGGAAUUCAUUAAGUAUUUAAAAAGCAUCAUCAACUCCAUGUCUGAGAGCAGAGACCGGGAGGAGAUGUCAAUCAUGACCUAGCCAGCCUCCACCUGGGGCUGCCACAGCUCUAGUGAAAUCAGCGUCUUUCUUGGUACAGAUCUGAAAUUGCAUCCAGCUCCUGAUGUUUUCUUCUCCCUGUGACUGCAGAGGAAGUGUUUCUACCUGCAGGAAGGCCCCAGUCAUGCUCAGACUGCUCUGUCCUGAGUUCAGCUGAGAAAAUCCUAUCAUCGAAUUCUGAUUUCCUGGCCCCAGAACUUCCCAAAGAGCUGUAAAGUGGAGAGAUUUUCCACCUUCACAAGUGUCCGCUUACAGAGUUUGUGGAAUUGUAGCUGUCGUAGCCCAAGGAUACAACAGUAGUUCAAUCCACGUG